Aedes albopictus (Asian tiger mosquito) is the source of this 3615-nucleotide messenger RNA. RefSeq lists its product as uncharacterized. Gene Ontology annotation, molecular function: zinc ion binding; nucleic acid binding. The coding region runs from base 1 to 3615 and encodes 1204 amino acids. The record is from RefSeq and is a predicted model, not a curated record. The transcript has 4 exons. NCBI's taxonomy places the organism in Eukaryota, Metazoa, Arthropoda, Insecta, Diptera, Culicidae.
AUGAAUUUCGUCAAGCCACCAGAAUUCAACGUUGGAGAUUCGUGGCCGCUUUAUGAAGAACGCCUGAAGCGAUUUUUUGUGGCGUAUGGAAUCGAAGAAGCGGAAGACGAACGGCGAGCUGCUUUCCUGUUGACGGCGGUUUCCAUGGAAGUCUAUCAAAUCGUGAAAAAUUUGUGCUUCCCGAAGCUUCCUGAAGAAAAGAAGUUUUCCGAGGUCUGCGACUUGCUGAAGCAGCGGUUUACCCCGACGCUGGUUGUGUUCCGAGAGCGAGCACGGUUUUUUGAAGCCCGGCAAGGUGACGCGGAAUCGAUAAUGGAAUGGUCCACGAGGUUGAAGAAGCUAGCAGCCAAUUGCGAUUUUGGAAUAGAUCUGGACGUGUUCAUCAAGAACUUGUUCGUGGUUGGACUACGUCGCGGUCCACUAUUCGAGCGAGUAUGCGAGGAAGAAGCGACGGCCAGCUUCGACGUUUUGAUAAAGAUCGCACUGAAGAAAGAAUCGACCCUCCAACAGCGUGGCGUUUUGGACGUGCACAAGAUCCAGCAAGGUGCGGAGAAGAAGCAGUGCAAGAGUGAUUCACGGUGUUUCGCCUGCGGAAGAGGUGAUCACGAUUUCCGGAAAUGCCAAUACAAGAGUUACGUGUGCAAGCUUUGCGAUAAGAAGGGACACCUUGCCAAGGUGUGUCCCACUAAGGAUUCGGAGCAAUCAAAGGAGAAGAAGAAGCCGUGUGGACAGAAGCGAAGCCCCAGGAUCAGCCAUUUGAGGAUCAACAAGCUGGAAGUGCCCCCACCGGUUAUGGUUGGUAUCAGUGUCAACGGAUGUCCUUUGUUUUCUGCGAUACCGUUGGACACCGAUUCGAGAGAGGAAUUCGUCUGUUACAACGGGUCUGGUUUCCGUGCGGUUGGCACAUUCAAGGCGGAGCUGCGGUACAACGAGCACGUGUCCAAGGAAGAGCUCUACGUUUUCGAGGGAACGAGGCAGCCACUGCUCGGACGGCAAACAAUGUCCCGUUGGAAUUUGAAGAUCGAUUUUUGCCACGUGUCGGAAAAGAAGGUUGACUGCAAGGAGCAGUUGAAGCCAUUGCUGCUGAAGCAUGCUGAAGUAUUCGAAGGUGAGUUGGGCUGUUUCAAGCAUGGCAAGGUACAUUUGUCCCUGAAGGAGGAUGCAGUUCCUAAGUUCUGCAAGCCAAGAAAGGUGCCGUUCGCGUUCAAGGAGAAGGUGGAAGCGGAGCUGGAUCGACUGGAAGAGUCCGGCAUUAUUUCGAAAGGGCCAUCAUCAGAAGCUGAAUGGGGUACACCGCUAGCCCCCGUUCUGAAGAAGGAUUCGUCCAUCAGGCUGUGUGCAGAUUAUCGGAUCACGGUCAACCCGUUCUUGGUGGACAACCGUCACCCUUUCCCGGUGAUAGACGAGAUUUUUGCGGCGCUGCAAGGAGGUAAAUAUUUUUCGAAGCUCGACCUGAAGAACGCCUAUUAUCAGCUAGAGGUGGACGCAGACACAAGGCAUCUGCUGGCUUGGAGCACGCACAGAGGUGUGUACCUGAUGAACCGGCUGCCAUUCGGAACCAAGACAGCCUGUGCCAUUUUUCAAGCGACGUUGGAGAAAGUUCUACAAGGCUGUCGUGGCACAGUCAGUUAUCUGGACGACGUUAUGGUGUCAGGUAGAACCGUGGAAGAACACCUGGAAAACCUGAAUGCGGUGCUAACGCGACUCAAAGAAGCGGGAUUUGUACUGAACAUGCAGAAGUGCGAAUUUUUCAAACAAGAAGUCGGUUAUCUUGGUCACGUCAUCGACCAGGAUGGCCUGCACAAGGACCCUGAAAAAGUUCAAGCAAUCAUGGAUGUCAAACCGCCGAAGGAUGUCAAGGAAGUUCGAGCAUUCGUGGGCCUAGCCAACUAUUAUGCGAAGUUUUGCCCAAGUUUGGCCCAGUGUAUGAAACCGUUGUACGAGCUGCUGAGGGACGACGUGAAGUUUUCUUGGACGGAGAAUCGGCAGAGAGCGUUUGCAGUCAUCAAGAAGCUGCUCUCGGAGGACACGGUACUGGUGCAUUACAACUCGGACAUGCCGAUCAAGUUAUACUGCGACGCUUCGAACGAAGGAAUUGGAGCUGUUAUCGUUCAUGAGUUUCCGGACAAGAGUGAACGACCAAUAUCAUUUGCAUCGAGGGUGUUCAAGAAGCAUGUAGCAGGAUAUUCCGUGAUCGACAAAGAAGCAUUGGCCAUAUAUUACGGAAUCAACAAGUUCAACACUUACCUGCAAGGACGACAUUUCAAGCUCAUGACGGAUCACAAGCCUUUGACAAGCCUCUUUAGUCCUAAGGGUGUUCCGGAGACAGCAGCUGGACGUCUGCAGCGAUGGGCAGUUUUCCUGUCGAACUGUGACUACGAGAUUCAACAUGUGAAAGGAGUUCGAAACGUUCCAGCGGAUUUUUUGUCAAGGCACCCCAUUGGUAACGACGGAAGCAAAGAAGACGAGGACGAAGCGGUAAGUUUCCUGAAUUUUGUGGAAGCUGAGACCCGUUCAUUGGUGGAGCGCAAGCAGAUCAUCGUCGAAAGCCGCCGUGACAAGUUGUUGAGCCGUGUAGCUGAAUACGUUAAAUCUGGUUGGCCGCAAAUGAUCCAAGAAGAGGACCUGAAGGUUUUCCACCGGAAGCGAGAUGAGCUGAGCGUUGAAGAAGGAGUUCUACUUUGGGGCUACCGGAUUGUAGUUCCGACCAAGCUGAGGAAGUUUUUGCUAGACGAGCUCCAUUCAGUCCACCUGGGGAUCGUGAAGAUGAAGAGUUUGGCCAGGUCAUAUUUUUGGUGGCCAUCCCUGGACAAAGAAAUCGAGGACAUGGGUAGGAAGUGCGAGAUGUGCAUGCAGCAGCGACCAGAGCGAAGCGAUCCAAUUUCCCCGUGGCGUUUAACCAGCGCCCCCUGUGAUCGAGUCCACGUUGAUCAUUUUUCGUUUCGUGGUGCUGAGUUCCUGGUGAUGGUGGAUAGCCACAGCAAGUGGAUCGAGGUGUUUCCAGUACGCACGCUGACUUCGAAGGAAACAGUGGAGAAGAUCUCCGAAUUCAUCGGCAGAUUCGGUUCCAUCGGUACACUGUUGAGCGCAUAUCUGGAGAUGUAUCGCGCCACCAAGCACGCGACAACCGGUGAAAGUCCCUUCAAGUUGAUGUUCGGAAGAGAGAUGAGAAUCCGUUUCGACAAGCUGAAGGUAAAUCACGAAAAACGACAACGCGAGAAGAUUGAAGAACACCACCUCAAACAAAAGAGAACGGUAUUCAAGAUUGGUGAGACAGUCUAUGCAAGAGACUACCGAAAUCCGAAGAAGCCACUAUGGGUACGAGCAAAGAUCGUCAAGAAGAUUGGAGCUGUCCUAUACGAGUGCGUUUCGGACGAUCUAGGAAUAAUCAAGCGCAGGAGCCAUCAGUUGUUGAAAUACCCUUUCGAUGACUAUGAUGACGAAGCAAGACAACCCACAGGCGCAGGUGCGCAACCGAAUGAUGCAUCUAGUGAAGAGUCGGAAUACGGCUCGUUGGGCGAGUCAGACACGGAGGAGCGGGCCAGAGAGCAACCACCACCGGCCGGGUCGUACAAUCGAGUUGUGCUGCCACCACGUCGCUUGGGGGAAGAGUAG